UCCAGGCUAGACGUUGUUUUGAUCCACUCAAUCAUCUAUCUGUUUUCCUUAUUAUUUCUGUUUUAUGGUUUGUUCUUUUCGUUAAACGUGUUUUUCUAUCUGUCUUUGCGACACGUACGGCGAGCAAGUGACACGCAAACUACCAUUUUGUCAGUGAAUUGUGUACGUGUUGUUUACAGGCAAUUCUUAGUGCCCGGUACGAGAAUAAAUAACUAGCCGCAGCGCCUCUGAACUAUGACUUGGUGGCUGCUUCUGCAAGUAGCGGCGUUGCUUGCUGCUGUGGUCUUCUCCUACCUCUGGUAUUCCUUCACGUACUGGAAGAGACGUGGCAUGCCUUACGUUACGAUGCAUUUUCCGAUGGGGAUAGUGUGGGACGUCAUUUGCCAGCGGAAGAGCUUCGCCGAAGCAUACGAAGGCCCGUACAAGUUGUCCGACCAGCCGGUGGUGGGGUUCUUUGAGCUGCACAAGCCCGUCUUGAUGAUCCGGGACCCGAAUCUCAUUAAGGAGAUCCUCAUUCGGGAGUUCCCCAGCUUCCACGACAGAGGGCUGUUCAUUGACGAGAAGGUGGACCCGCUGUCCGCCAACCUGUUCUUCCUGAAGGGCGCGCGGUGGCGCGACCUGCGCGCCAAGCUGACGCCCACCUUCUCGUCGGGCAAGACGCGGGCGAUGCUGCCGGCGGUGGCCGCGUGCGGCGCCGAGCUGUGCGCGCUGCUGCGGGCCAGCCCGGGGGGAGUCGCCGAGGUCCAGGACGCCGCGGCGCGCUUCACCACCGACGUGAUCGCGACGUGCGCCUUCGGCGUCCAGGGCCGCAGCCUCGCCGAGCCGGACUCGGAGUUCCGGCGCUGGGGCCGCAAGUGCUUCGAGCCGAGCGCGGAGGUGGUGCUGCGCAACGUGCUGGCCUUCGUGCUGCCGGCGGCGUGCUCGCUGCUGCGCGUGCGCACCACGCCGUCGGGCGUCACCGGGUUCUUCCGCCGCCUCGUGGCCGAGGCCGCGGCGCCGCGGCGCUCGGGGGCCGUGCGGCGCGCCGACUUCCUGCAGCUGCUGGUGCAGCUGGAGGGCGCUGCCGGCGCACCAGGUCUGACCGACGACGAGAUAAUGGCCCAGGUGUUCAUUUUCUUCCUCGCCGGCUUCGAGACCUCGUCGACGGCCAUCACCUUCUGCCUGUACGAGCUGGCCUUGAACGGCGACGUGCAGGACAGGCUGCGGUCCGAGGUGGAGGCGACCCUGGGGGCGCACGGCGGGCGGCUGACGCACGAGGCCGUGCAGUCCAUGGAGUACUUGGACAUGGUGGUGUCAGAGACGCUGCGCAAGUACCCGCCGCUGGCGUUCCUGAACCGGGAGUGCACGCGGACGUACCGCAUGCCGGGCACGUCCUGGCACGUGGAGCCGGGCACCAGCGUGGUGGUGUCGCUGCUGGGCCUGCACAGGGACCCGGCCCACUUCCCCGACCCGCUGCGCUUCGACCCGGAGCGCUUCUCCGAGCAGCAGCGCGGUCGCCGGCCGAGCUGCGUCUACAUGCCGUUCGGCGAGGGACCCAGGGCGUGCGUGGGUAUGAGAUUUGGCCUCAUGCAGGUGAAAGUAGGACUCAUACUGCUGCUGGAAUCUUUCGUUUUCCGACCGUGCGAGCGCACGUCGCAGCCGAUGGUGUUCGACCCGAAGUCGUUCUUCUUGGCGCCGUCGAGCGGGAUGUGGCUGCACCUCACGCCGGCUAAAUGAUUCACCGUGCGUUGUGAAGAUCGCGCCACUUGUACUGUAGUUCACGUUUACCGUAUAGAUAGCAGGCUGGUACUAGCAGCCAUGGCAAAGAUCUAGACUUCACAGUAUUGUUCGAUCGUAAUUGGAAGGGAUCUAGGUUAAAUUUUUGCCAGCGUACAGUUUCAACAGUCUAUAUAACCAUCACGAUGAAAACAAGUUUAACAUUAAAUUCAAUGUAAACCAUAUCUUACAGGUUAACUCAGUAAAAUUCUUAGGGGUAUAUAUUGAUGAGCAAUUAAAAUUUACGGAACACAUAAAUAAUAUUGCGAAAAAAUUAAAUUCAGUCUGCUAUGUCUUGAGGUAGGUAUCUUGUAGAAUUAGUCGAUUUAAAAACAAUUAAAACUGUGUAUCAUGCAUAUUUCCAUACAAUCAUGUCAUACAAUAUUGAAAUCUGGGGAAAUGCCAAACCAAGCGGAAAUAUACAAAAAUUGCAAAAUAAAAAAAAAAAGCCAUUCGAAUAAUAACUAAAGAUAAAAAAAUGUCUAGUUGCAGAAAAAAAAAUUAAAAAAAUUAGGAAUAGGCUACUAACAUUUACAAAUAAAUUCAUAUACAGAACAUUAAUUUUCUGCUAUAGACACCAAACCAAAUUUAAAAGAAACAAAGAUGUCCAUCAAAAUAAUAUUCGAGGCUGCAAUAAAUUGAGACCCAUACAACACACCACUACUCAAUUUGAGAUAGGAAUAGAGCACAUUGGCAGAAUACUAUUUAAUAUCUUACCUUACAAAAAUGCAAAUCAGCAACAUAGACAAAUAUAAAACUUCCAUAAAAAAUACACUUGUAUGCAAUCAAUUUUACAAUUUAAAAUAAUUGAUGGAGUAUACUGCUGAAAGAGGGGAAGCAUUCUGGAACCGCCGGACUCCCUUGUAUAGCAACAAUUCCUAACAACAAUAUCCUAAUACCUUAAAUCCUGCUUAAUUUUUUAUUACUUAAUAAAUAUAAGAAAUUUCUUGACAUGUCAUGUCUAUGGGUAUGUAUAAAAGAAAUAAUGUUAUAUUUGUAAUUCAGAUUAUCUGAAAUUUUUUUAUUACUAUUUGUUUUACUACAAAGUUAUGUGUAUGUAAAACUAUGUGUGUAUGUGUAUGUAAAACUG
This is a messenger RNA of Bacillus rossius redtenbacheri, 2845 nucleotides long. RefSeq names its product cytochrome P450 6a8-like. The transcript has 8 exons. Gene Ontology annotation, molecular function: monooxygenase activity; oxidoreductase activity, acting on paired donors, with incorporation or reduction of molecular oxygen; heme binding. NCBI's taxonomy places the organism in Eukaryota, Metazoa, Arthropoda, Insecta, Phasmatodea, Bacillidae. The record is from RefSeq and is a predicted model, not a curated record. Bases 235 to 1716 code for a protein of 493 amino acids.